GUGAUAAACAAUGGAUUAUCGUUUCCGAUCUUUAGGAAAAUUUUAGGUACAUUAAAUAACAUACUCCUGUAAUUAUCAAGUAUUAAAAAAGCCUAUAAGUCUGAUGUCACGUUUGUUGACCAAAUAACGAAACCAGUCACCAAUUUAAGAACUGAUGAUGGGAUUUUUACGAGGUACCAUCUGAACAGGUGUUGAAUAAUUUGUGAGUACUGUAUUCGAAAUUUGAAACCUUGCUUGCCAAAACAGAGUUAGCUACAAACACGUCAAAACACUGAAAGCAAGAAAAUGUCACAUAAAGAGUGGUGUGCCGAAACAUCGGCAAAACUGCUACAGGAAGAACAGAGAUUUCCAACGCUCAAUGAAAUUAAAGACUACAUGAUUACUGCGUCUCCAUCGGAAGCUACCAAAGUUGCUAACAAUCUGGAGUUACCUCUGAUCUUCGACUGCCUCAAUGAUUCCAACAAAGAACAGGUUGAAUUAGCGUGUGAAGUGUUGACAAUGUGUAUGAAUCAGAUGACCUUAGGGGAAAGCACAAUGAAAUAUGACACUCCAUUGGAAAGAGCAUUAAACCAUCCUUUUACCGAGGUCAAACUUAUGGCUCUUAAGGAAAUUGAAAGAAACAUUCGCAGAGAAGAAGUUCUCACAGACAUGUGUAAAAAACACACUCUUCUAGUAGGAGUUGUAAGGUGCCUAGGAGACGAUGACGUCGGCGUAGCGAAAAAAGCUAUAGACAUUCUGACCAUUGUCGGCUUAACUGCGUCUGGUCUCAACGCGAUAUUGUCCAAUCAGGUCAUUGAACCAUUGCAAGAAGUUAUGGCUAUCAGUGAGGUAGUCAGGUUAAGAGUAUACGAGUUAGUAAUAAACAUUGCCAAAGAAUCGGAAACGAAUUUCCACGCACUAGAAUCGACAGGCAUUAUAAAUCAAAUCCUAGAAGAGCUGAACAAUAGCGAUGUGUUGCUCAGAAUGAACAUAGUGGAACUAUUGACUCACUUUGGACUCACCAGGCAUGGCUAUAGGUUUCUGGAAAGUAGUGGAGUUCUCACCAAACUUUUUUCUUUAAUAGACGUUCCUAACGAUCUUUUGAACGUACAGCUAUGUGAACCAGGUAUACUGAAAUUCUUUGGCAACAUGGCGCACAAAAAACCGAUAGAGAUGCUUUCAAAAUACCCGAAACUUUUCGACAGGGUGUUCUCAAACCUAGAAAGUGGCGAUUUAACCGUAAUAGGCGUUAGUUUAGACACUUUGGGUAUCAUCGGUUCAACUAAUGAGGGAAAAUGUGCUCUAAGCUCUACAGGCAAUAAAAUAACUUACGCGAUAAAAACGAUAGUGAAACUGCUGCCUUCCUUGCCUACCGAAGUAAGAGUGAGAGCCCUGAACUGUCUAGAAAGCCUGAUAAGAGUGGCGGAAAGGAAGAACGAUAUGUUGCAGAUCACUAGAAAGUGGUACCAGGCAUUCGGAGAUGAGCCUAUGGAAGUCAUUUUGAGAUAUGCGAAAAAUCCUUUUUCUGAAAUCAAACUGGCCGGAUUAGAUUUGCUACAUGCGGUAGCCAGUCAUCAGUGGGGACAAGAAGAAAUCAAAAAUACGCCAGGCCUCAUAGAAUACCUGCUGGAUAGAAACCAGGAGAGAAUCAAAGAAGCCAAAGAACUGAAAUACGAGAUAAUAAAAGAAAUGUCGACGAGCAUCUUGUUCGAUCAGAAUACGUUGCUGAGGCUUCAGGAAUAUGUUAAAGAGGGUCCAUUUUAUGUACGAGGUGUCACAGAAGUUGCAUUUGAGGGGAACGACUAAUUAUUUUUCGUGUUGAAAACUGGAAAUUUUAUAUUAGGCAUGAAUGUUGUAACUGUUUAUUUAUGUUGUAAUAAAACAAGUUUGUACGUAAA
Acanthoscelides obtectus is the source of this 1877-nucleotide messenger RNA. The record is from the annotation of a GenBank genome assembly. NCBI's taxonomy places the organism in Eukaryota, Metazoa, Arthropoda, Insecta, Coleoptera, Chrysomelidae.